Molecule: messenger RNA, 1896 nt
Organism: Anopheles coustani
Lineage: Eukaryota; Metazoa; Arthropoda; Insecta; Diptera; Culicidae
Product: beta-galactosidase-like
Exons: 8
Coding region: 1-1896 (631 amino acids)
Biological process (GO): carbohydrate metabolic process
Cellular component (GO): vacuole
Molecular function (GO): beta-galactosidase activity
Source: RefSeq, a predicted model, not a curated record
AUGAUCACAUUUAACAUUUUAACGAUCGUAGUGGCGCUAGCCUUGUGUGGUUGCUGCAUGCAGCCGAUCGAAGGUCAACAGCCAGACCGAAAAUUUAGCAUCGACUUCCAAAACGACACGUUCACCAUGGACGGCCAACCGUUUCAGUUCAUCUCCGGGUCGUUCCACUAUUUUCGCGCGCUCCCAGAAUCGUGGAGGAACAUCUUGCGAUCGAUGCGAGCCGCCGGUUUGAACACCGUAAUGACCUACAUCGAGUGGUCCCUGCAUGAACCAUUUCCGGGCCAAUAUCGCUGGGAUGGCAUAGCGGACCUGGAAAAGUUUAUCGAAACCGCUCAAAGCGAAAACCUUUACGUCAUUCUACGGCCAGGCCCAUACAUAUGCGCCGAGCGGGAUAUGGGUGGUUUCCCGCAUUGGCUGCUUACCAAGUAUCCUGCCGUUAAGCUGCGCACGUACGAUAUAGAUUAUUUAAGGGAAGUUCAGAAAUGGUACAGUACGCUCAUGCCACGCGUCGAACGAUUUCUGUACGGCAACGGGGGACCGGUGAUUAUGGUUUCGAUCGAGAACGAGUACGGAUCUUUCCAAGCUUGCGAUCGUCUGUAUAUGGAGUACAUGAAAAAUUUAACUGUUCACUUUGUGGAGGAUAAAGCAGUUCUCUUCACCAACGAUGGGCCCGAACUUCUGGAGUGUGGAUCCAUCCCUGGAAUCUUACCCACUUUGGACUUUGGCAUAACUAACAAUCCGGGCCAGUUUUGGCAAAGGCUUCGAAAGUUUCUUCCCAAAGGACCGUUAGUCAACGCUGAGUAUUAUCCCGGUUGGUUGACGCACUGGAUGGAACCGACGGCUCGGGUCGAUGCCGACAUGGUGGUCAGCAGUUUGCGCCUUAUGUUGAAUCAAAAAGUGAACGUCAACUUCUACAUGUUCUUCGGUGGAACCAACUUUGGUUUUACCGCCGGUGCGAACGACGUCGGACCGGGUAAGUACAGUGCGGACAUCACGUCCUACGAUUAUGACGCACCGCUGGACGAAGCCGGUGAUCCAACGCCCAAAUACUUUGCCAUCAGGACAGCGCUUAUCGAGUACUUUGGUGACCCGGGUGUUCCGGCACCAGAAAAACUUCCCAAAAUGUCCCUCGAUACUGUGUGGUUGGAACGGCGGGGAUCGCUGAUAUCAAAGCACGGCCGAAAGAUGCUCGCGAAACAAAUGGUAGCUGCACCCAAGCCUGUUUCGUUUGAGGCACUGAACCAACAUUCUGGGUUUUUGCUGUAUGAAACCACCCUAGCCGCAGGACUGAAUCGCGAUCCUUACACACUGACGGUUGAACAUUUGCAUGAUCGUGCUUACGUGCACGUGGACGAUGUCUUCCAAGGUAUUCUCUCUCGUGAAACUAACGUCUAUUCCAUGCCGCUGAGCGUUGGGCUCGGUACAAAACUGCAGCUGCUGGUGGAAAAUCAAGGACGCAUCAACUACAACAUUCCCAAUGACUUCAAAGGCAUCCUAGGAUCGGUAACGGUCGACAGCAAACCGCUGAAUAAUUGGACAAUCACUUGCUUCCCUUUGGACAGCUAUCAGUAUAUGGAAAACUUUUUAAACCAACAAUCCAACGCCGAUGAAGAAGACCUAAAUGAUGCUGCGGCCCAAAUUUACUACGGAACGUUCAUGUUAGGCAACGAAACGAUCUACGAUACCUAUUUGUAUCCGAGCGAAUGGGGUAAAGGAUUGGUUUUCAUCAACGGUUUCAACUUGGGUCGAUACUGGCCACUUGCUGGACCACAAAUAACGCUCUACGUUCCUAGGCAUAUCCUGACGAAAGGUAGCAAUCAUAUCGUAAUGAUUGAAUACCAAAAGAAGAUCCAGUACCCUUACGUUCAGUUCAUCGAUAAGCCGAUAUUCAAUUAA